CUCACGGCGGUAGAGAAGACUCUAAGGACAGACAACUGCAUCCAACGCUCCUGAAGAAAAUGACUCUAUCCUUAAAGUGUGUUUUAUAUGCUUUUAUGCUGGGCCUAGGUAAGUACACAGAGAUACUUUGUAGAAUCUAGAAAAUUAAUUUAACUUCCAGUGGAUAUACUCAAAUUGCACUUGUCUUGCUGGCAGUUAAAUGGAAGUCUGACUAUAUCUGGCUUUUGAAGGACAAUGUAGGGAUGAGAGAGCCCACUGUAUGGCCCUGAUGCCACUGGCAGAUGUAAUGGGUGCUACAUCAGGUGCAUUUAUGUCUGGCUAGCAAGAGGGGCUGAAUGAAUGACCACCCCAUCAAAUGCUUGUAGCCAUGUUGUUUAUGAAUCUGUGUAUCACUGUGUGGUUAUUUAUCUGUGUGGUUGUCUGUAUCUCGGUGUAGAUAUUUGUUUUUGGUCAUAUAUAUAAAUCUGUGUCUGUGGGAGUAGAUGCAGGUAUUUAGAAAGAAAAAAGAGCCAGAGUGGAGCAAUAUGUCACCAGAUAACUGUUUAGGUGAUAUCCCUUACAAUUAUGUGCAAAAGUGAGGAGAUUAAAUUAAGUAAAAACAAUACUUAAAAAUCCAGAAGGUUCUUUCCAUACGUGGAUCUCUCAAGACGUGAAAGAAAAAUACAUAAAACAGAUAAUAGUGCAGAUUGUACUGACUUUGUUAUGAUAUAUGUAUUCCCAACAGGUAUACCCAAAAUAUAGGGUUAAGGAAAUACACUUGAAUAGUAAAUUGGCUCUGAUCAGUUAAAAAACAUUAAAAAAAUACAAAACAUUGUAAGAAAUGUAGGUAUUUGUCAUUGUAUCUAUUUUUGUAAGUUUGUAUAUCUGUGUUUGUCACAAUGUAUGUGACAAUUUGCUAAAGAUAAGUCUGAGAUCUGACACAAAUUUCAGCCCUGAAUUUGGGCUCUGAUACCCCCUGCUUGGUUCUAAUAAUGUCUUUAUGUUGCCGCGGGGCGGGUGUAAGUACAAUGGGUGCCAGUUCAUAAACUUAUUAAGAAGUGAGUCUCUUUCUGUACUGAGAACAGAAUGGUAGGUGACAGGACAUAGCCGAGUUCAUGGAGUGAUAAUCAGGUCCAGUAACAAACUCUGAGGGGCUCAGGUUAAGUUUAAGAAAUUGAACCUGUGUUCUUAUCCAAAUAUUUAUUUUAAUGGACUUCUCAUGGUCUAUCUGGAUCCUCCAAAACUUUACCUGAUUUGUUCAUUACUCUUAUCUUUCUUUUGUUCGCCUUUUCCAUAUUUUUUUCCUGUGCUUUGUUCCACUUCAUACUAUUUGGAGCCAUUUAUCUAUUUUUCUUGUUUUUGCUCGCAUUUGUUCUUUCUGCAUGCCUUUCUAACCAUUGUGUGUUUCUUACUUGUUCCCUGGCAGUGUCCCAAUGUAUUUUUCUUUAUAUUAUUAUGUUACUAAAAUUCAGCAGCAGGAAAUGCAUUGCAGAACAUCAAACCUGCUAAUACCAGAUGCUUUUUUUAGUCAUUUUUUUUUUUUGCUGUCAUUGUAUCUGUUCUGGGCUUUACUCUACAUUGGCCAUAUUGCAAUUCUUGACUUUAACAAUGGACUUCAGUGAAUGUAUGUUUAAAGGGACACUCCAGGCACCCAGACCACUUCUGCCCAUUGGAGUGCUCUGGGUGCCAACUCUCAUCCCAUCAGUUUUUAUAAACUGCAAUAAUUACCUAGCAGGGUUAAGUCUUUCUCUAGUGGCUGUCUAUCAGACAGCCACUAGAGAGACUUACGGGUUCUUAAAUGACUUUUUGCUUGCUGAAAUGACGCUGGACGUCCUCAUGCUAUGUAUGAAGACCUCCAGCAUCACCGGAAUCCCGAUAGGAAAGCAUCAAAUACUGCUUUCCAAUGGAGAGGUCUAAUGCGCGUGUGCAGCCAUUGUCGCACAUGCGCAUUUGGUCUCCCUCGCUGGCAAACGUCAGCGAGGAGGAGCAUGGGCAGAGCCUGACCCAGCUCCGAGGGACAUGUUCAGCAACAUGGGAUGGAGGGGCAGGAGGGAGGUGAGCACUGCAAGAUUCUCUAGUGCCAGAAAAACUGGAGAGUCCCUUUAAGCUGAGGGUGGUCAAUUGAGAAGUUGACAAAUACCUUUGUUUAGGUCGAAUCCAUGUCUUAUUUAUGUCACAUUGAGAUAUAUAUAUAUAGUUUCAAAAUAACUAAAAAUAACCGAAUGAGACCCGAAUGUCUAUUCUUGUCUGUAUAGCUGUUCUUGAACUAUAUUUCCCAUAAUUUCAUCAGCUGAAGGAUCAGUCCUGAUCAUCUCUAAUCUAGAGGUCAGGGAGAUGGGUAAAUAUAAGUUAUCAUUUACUAUAAUAUUGAUAGAGUUCAGAGCUGAUAAAUACAGCUGAUGUAGAAGAGGAUCUGUAUAGGCAUAUUGGGGAGCAGUUGAAAGAGGAAUGAGAUGACAGUUGUGUGGUUUAGAGUAAGGCUUCCACAAUCUCAAAUAUCAAGUAGUCAAAUAUCAAGUAGUCAACAGAUAGGAGAGGCAGAGGGAGCCCGGUAAUUAAUGUAGAUAUAAUCUAUACCUGCCGGAAGAGCUCAGUAUUGAAGGUAUAGUUUGCAUACCUGGGAGCAGUUCCUUCUAUUCCUCUUAAUUAUGUGCUUUCACGCCUCGAGUGUGCCUUGUGUACAUUCAACAUAGACUUCAUGUUGGCCUCCUAGAUAAUCUACAAAGACCAUACAAUUACUUUCAUGAUUGUGAUUCAGUUACAGCCUGGAAUUUCCACAUAAAACCUACAUCUGAAUUUCGGCACCACGUCAUGUCGCCAUCUUUGAAUUGCUAAUAGUUUCCUGGUGAUAUAUCUUGGUGGGUGUUCAGCCACCUGAAGUUAAUGUUUAAAAAGUUUAGAUCAAAUCUUUAAUCCUUCCGAGGUUUAUACAAUAAAUGCCAUGAUUACUUACCAUGUGUGAAGCUGACAGACGAUUGCUCCUCACUCCAUGCGUUCUGAUGCUUUGAUUCCACCUUAUGACACAGCACAUGCGCGUCAAUUGCGUACUUUCAUACGAAUUUACGUCAUUUCCAUUACCCUCUUAUGUUUUAGGUGUGUAGUUUUAAAGCAAAAGCGCUCCCAAAAUAAAUAGAGUAUUUUGUGCUUUAGUCAGUGCCCCGUUGUGGUUACUUUAUUGGUCCUUAUAGUGCGUUGUGAAUUAUAGUGUUAUGCUCGGUUAUUGACUCGGCUUGUAUUCUGAUUAUUCUGACCUCUGCAAUCCUCGUCUCUUAUCCUCCUGUCUUCUGGUUUCCUUGAUAUUUGUCUUUUCCCUGACCGUUCUAUCUCUGCCAACGUUAAGCCUAUCCAUUCUAAGGUCCGGUAAUAUGUCCUCUUUUAGUCAGAUAGGGAUACAGUCUGCAAGUUGGAGUUUGUAUUGUGACAAUCAGUUUCAUUAAGUAGGGUAACAAUGACAUCUAGACCUCAGGAUGUAGUGAAAAUUUGUCGGCAUCUGUCCUGAAGCUGAUGUUGCUCGGUUUUUAUCUAUGUCAGUAUGUAUAUUUUUUGACAUUGCUUCUUUUUUUAAUGGGCAAUUUAAGCACAAAUCAUUAGGCAUAAAUAUAUAUAGACCUAUAUGACGCAUACAUGUUUCUCUUUGUUUUUUUUCUUAUUCCAGUACAUUUUAGUCUUAUACAUUUGGCCAACCCUGCCAGUAAAGUUGCAGUGCUAGAGGGCAGACAACUCACUUGGUGUACUAUUAGCACUUAAUUGUUUUAAAUGGAAAAUAUGCACACCCUAAUCUAAUAAUUGAUACAUGUGAUAGUGGAUUUGCUUGUUUACCAAUAAGGAUGCUGGUGGAUUGUCACAGGAACAAUGGUUCACAUAGAUCUGUACUGCCAAGGUGCCAUGGUUGACCUCAUUUUUAUUCUGUUCAUUUGCAGCCAGCAGCCUGGAGUGUUACCACUUUAAGGGGCCAGUGGACCAGGCUCUAGAAAAACAGGAGGCCAAAGAGUGUGAAAUCAACCAUCACCACUGCAAGUCUUCACUUCUCACAAUCACUGGUAAGCACACUGACCUUCACUCAAACAUCUACCUAUCGAGCCUAUCGACCAGCAGCAACCAAACCCCUACAAAAACAAACAUGAACUAGUGUGUAAUGGGGUAGUUUAGUAUAGUUUUUAUAUAAAACGGGAUUAUUAUUUUUUAAAUACUUCAUUAGAAUUUUUGUACAAACAAGUACAAUUAAAAGAGCACAAGUGGAUAUUUUUACAUAUAGAAACAACUUAUAACUACACUGUCGGUAAAGUUUAGGUUUACACCAUAGAAUAGAAGCUAACAAUGGAUUUUAACUCUUGCUUUAUUAUCUUCUUCCCGAGAAUGCCCCAUUGUGCCCAGUCAUGGGACAAGUUAGUGUCUCGUCAUGGGGCAACUUAAUGUUCCAUGACCGGGUACUCAUGUAGUCCUCCUCAUGAGCCUUGGUUAGACACCUCGUCCUAGUAUUCACAAUACAGUGAAGGAUAUUCUUGUUAGUUGUAUCCAGAAAAUGUGCUGAAGAUACUAAGCUUAUGUGAAAAUAUUGCAAUUGUACAAGAAUUUACUUUCUCUCCACCUUCUGGGACUGGGGUAUUCUGGAGAUACCAAUUCGGCACCACGGUUUCUGCUUGGAGCAACAGACAGAAUGACAUGUGGUGAGGAGCAGUAGCAACAUAUAACUCAAUCACAUGAAUUAAAUAUAUAAUUAGAGUUAAUGAUAAAGGGUAAACCUUUGGAUUGUGGUUACAGGCUAUUGAUUCGAGUUAAGGGUAGGUUUUUGAAUUAAGGAUUAGCGUUUAUAGAUAGAGAUUAGUGCUAGGGUUGAGUUUUAACUUAAAUUAAGCAAAGCACAUUUGUUCUUCUUUGCAAAUUAAAAAAGUUACAUUUUCUAUUAACGAAACUUCUCUGCACUAUCAUGAGUCAAUGCUGCUCCACGCCCACAUGGUAAAGUCAAUUUGUCCAAGGUCUCUCAUUUUUCCGAAGAAGCAAUAAUGUCACCUUAAACUGGAAAAAAAAACAGCUCAUAGUGUGUGGGCCACUUUAUUUACUAUUUAGAAGGUUUAACUCAGAUAUUUUCUGGCUUUUAGGUAUGCUGAAGGGGAAGGUUCUGGUGAAGGGAUGCGCCAAAAAAUCGGAUGAAUAUUGCAACAAGACCCAUACAUUAUCCGAGAAAGAUAUUCAGACCAUAGAGACUAUUAUGUGCUGUGAAGGUGAUCUGUGCAACAAGGACCUAGUACCAGGUAUGCCAUGCAGUCCUGAUUUUAAUGCCAGCAUAAGGAAGGGGCAGAUGGCCCCAUGUAUGAAUCUAUCGAAGGUCCCUUGACAUUCCUCGUAAUCACAACAAUCCAUUACAUUCCUUUUGGAGAAGAAGUGUCCACAAGUUUGCUGCUGAGAUAUCUCAGUAGAACUACAACGCCCAUGCAUGCAUUUAGACUGCCUUUAGAAUGACAAAGCAUUAUGGAAGCUGUAGUUUAAAAACAUCUGGAGAUCUACCUAGUAUUUAGAAAAUUGGGCAGACUAGAUGGGCCGACUGGUUCUUAUCUGCCGUCACAUUCUAUGUUUCUAUGUUUAAUUAAAAAAACAAAAAAAGCCCAAUCUCUUUGAGAAGCUUUUGAUUGGUCCUUGUGACGACUGCCGUGACAUCAGAUUGUGAGUGGAGGGCAGUGCCGCUUCAUUUUAGUUUUUAACUUUAUUUAAAGUUUAGGGGGCGUAGCCUCCUGAAGAAAAAGGCCCAAUAGGGCUUCAUGACAUAAUAAAAGUCAAAAAAGGGUUGGAGUUACCCUUUAAAUGUGAACCUCUAUGUUUUAUUUAUCUGCGUUACUGCUAAUAAGCCAUCUUCGAAGCUGGUUCAGAUAUAUAAGUAUUACAGUUUGCUAUUUUGUUUUAUUUGUUAUUUUUUUUCUUUCCAAUUUCUACACAAGACAGGCGUUUUAAGUUACUUUAGCUAGAUUCUCCUGGGAAAGUAUCAAUUAUUUCUUAUCACAGAUCAUUAUACACUAAUUUACGGUAUGAGAAAGACUCCAGAUGGUGGCCACAUCAGUCAAAUCUCGUUUUUAAUAGGCUGUUUCACCAGGAAUGAGAAGAUGCCCAAAUAGUGUUUGUUUUUAUAACCAUGAGACAUGUAACAACAAAAGUGAAGGUCAAUUGAUCAAGAUGUGGGUGAGGGAUUGUAUAAAGAUGUCUUGUAGAAGAUAUCUGAUUUUAGAUGUUUAUUUCAUCUUCUGAACAGGUUUCAAUAAGGCACCUGACUCAAGAACCUGCUCACACAUGAGUUCACAGAACCCAAAAUUGUGUAUUGCUUGUCAAUCAACAAACAAACAUUCUUUAUAAAUUUAAAGUGAAAUUAUGUUAUAGCUGAAUUGGUAUUGUUCCGUCACUUAGAAGUAAAUUCUAAAUACAUUUUGAAUUUUAAACCAAAAUAGUCAAACUGAGAAUGUAUCUGACUGUAUUUGACUAAUUAUUCUAUUUUUGGCCCGAAAUGUAAAAAUCAAGACAGUAUCUUGCUUCAUUGAUUAAGGCUUUAGGUCAGGCUGUUUGGAAAGGAAUAGAGGAGAUGUAUUAGCGGUCCUUCAAGAUGCUUAGUUUCAACUGAAAAGCAAAUGUUUCUCAAAUGGUAGUAACAGAAUGCAAGCAACAGGAUGUAUAUAAAAUAAACACAGACAAGCCAUUGUCAGGGAAACACAAAUUAGAAUAAGGGUUUAGACUAACCAAAUAGUUGGUGCAGGUUGCAGACAGGAUAAUCAGAGAACGCCAGGAUCAGAAGCACUGACAACAGAAUAAUUGAUAAAGGACGUUGAAUCAAUAGUUGUGUACAAACAAUAGUAACCCGUUUUUAACGGUAUAAAAAAAGAAAGGGUGCUAGAUUUGUUGAGCAUCUAAAGACCUCUCCCAUGUUAUCCAAUGAUUAGUUGAACAAGAUGCUAAAAAUUUCUCACAAGCACUUGGAAGGCUGUGUGAGACAUGGUUAUGUCUAGAAAAGGGUCCAUAUUGAGCACCUCGCGCAGUACUGGUAGACCACCAUCAGAUACACAAACAAUGUGGAUAGAUAACUUAGUAACACGGGCUUAAGUAACAAAGUCCACCAGAUUCAGAUUUUCUCGCAUUCAUGUUGAUGUUGUUGAUCCAAAGGAAGACAGACAAUUUUUUCCACAUUCAAACUAAUUAUUGGUCCCUCGUUUUCGAUGCUUGGAUGAGAUCCAGUAGUGGCCCCUUUGCCCUCUUCUUUUUUUAUCUAGCCCUCAAACAUAUUCUCUUUCUUGUGUCCAUUUAAUACUGGUAUAAUCAUGGAGGCAGUUAAUUUAUCAUUUAAUUUUAAAAGGAGAUGUGUACAUUUUUAUAUAAGAUAGCUUUCUGUGAAUUAAUAACAUUAUAUAAACAUUUUAUAUUAUCACGUAACAAUAUCCCAAAUGGAUGCUUAUAUCAUCUUGCGUUUUCCUGUUGCAGUUUCAGAUGCGGAAUCUCAGAAAUGGGGGGUAGAGUGCCUGGCGUGUAAUGGACCCCCUCCGGCUUGUGGUGGUGACGAUUUGCCAUCUAUGCAAUGUGACUCUGCUGAGAAUCAAUGUAUCCAAGUCUCCAUCACAACAGCCCUCAACCAAGGUUGGUACGCAUGGAAAUCGUGUGGGUGUUCAAUUAAAAAAGACAGGAUGUCUCUUUAAAUUCACAAAACAUUCUGUUUUCUUCAAUUCUAGAAAAGAGUAACAUGAAGUAACCAUAUUACGUGCAAUCAAAGUAAAAUUCUAAUUUCUAAGAUUUCUUUAUGAAUAAAAUAUUGUUUUUAUAUUAGUAAGGGCAGUUAAGUUGGGUGAUUCACUGCCUUAUAAGGCUAUCUAAUUUUAUAUAUAUAUAUCUUUUUAAUAUGACCAACAGAAUUUCAUAAUGACAGGUUUUUGUCCCUAUAUCCAGUAAACAUACAGUGUGUAUAAAAUGCAUGAAGGGAUUGUUUGUAAUGUGUAUCUGUGACUAUAUGUAAGAUCUGGCUAAUUAGUAUACACUGGGUAUUUGUGGGAGCUGAGACCCUGGUAUCAGUCUUUUAUUCCAUUAUUUGCAGAGAGUCAGACCCUGAUAAAAGGUUGCACUAACAACUCUGUCUGCCCCAAACUCUGCGCAUUCAGCAAUGGCCAAAAACCUGUGUCCUACUCGUCCUUCCCGCAGUGCUGCCAGGGCACCCAAUGUAACUCCGGAUACUUCACAGGUAAAAAACACUGUAUAAUUCUAAGCACUUCACAGGAAACUUGUCAAAGUAUAAUUUUGAGUGUUCACAGGAAACAGGACAAGGUGUAACUUGCUGUAUUCACAGGUAACAGGACACAGUGUACUUCUGGGUAUUCACAUGUAACAGUACACAGUGAAACUCUGCAUAUUUAUAGGUAAUGGUACACCGUGUAACUCUGUAUAUUUAUAGGUAAUGGUACAAAGUGUAACUCUGGAUAUUUAUAGGUAAUGGUACACAGUGUAACUCUGGAUAUUUAUAGGUAACGGUACACAGUGUAACUCUGGAUAUUUAUAGGUAAUGGUACACCGUGUAACUCUGUAUAUUUAUAGGUAAUGGUACAAAGUGUAACUCUGGAUAUUUAUAGGUAAUGGUACACCGUGUAACUCUGUAUAUUUAUAGGUAACGGUACACAGUGUAACUCUGGAUAUUUAUAGGUAAUGGUACACAGUGUAACUCUGGAUAUUUAUAGGUAAUGGUACACAGUGUAACUCUGGAUAUUUAUAGGUAACGGUACUCAGUGUAACUCUGGAUAUUUAUAGGUAAUGGUACACAGUGUAACUCUGGAUAUUUAUAGGUAACGGUACACAGUGUAACUCUGGAUAUUUAUAGGUAACGGUACUCAGUGUAACUCUGGAUAUUUAUAGGUAACGGUACACAGUGUAACUCUGGAUAUUUAUAGGUAACGGUACACAGUGUAACUCUGGAUAUUUAUAGGUAACGGUACACAGUGUAACUCUGGAUAUUUAUAGGUAACGGUACACAGUGUAACUCUGGAUAUUUAUAGGUAAUGGUACACAGUGUAACUCUGGAUAUUUAUAGGUAAUGGUACACAGUGUAACUCUGGAUAUUUAUAGGUAACGGUACACAGUGUAACUCUGGAUAUUUAUAGGUAACGGUACACAGUGUAACUCUGGAUAUUUAUAGGUAACGGUACACAGUGUAACUCUGGAUAUUUAUAGGUAACGGUACACAGUGUAACUCUGGAUAUUUAUAGGUAACGGUACACAGUGUAACUCUGGAUAUUUAUAGGUAAUUUUUGGUGUAACUCUGGAUAUUUAUAGGUAGCACAGUGUAACUCUGGAUAUUUAUAGGUAACGGUACACAGUGUAACUCUGGAUAUUUAUAGGUAACGGUACACAGUGUAACUCUGGAUAUUUAUAGGUAACGGUACACAGUGUAACUCUGGAUAUUUAUAGGUAAUGGUACACCGUGUAACUCUGGAUAUUUAUAGGUAACGGUACACAGUGUAACUCUGAUAUUUAUAGGUAAUGGUACACAGUGUAACUCUGGAUAUUUAUAGGUAACGGUACACAGUGUAACUCUGGAUAUUUAUAGGUAACGGUACACAGUGUAACUCUGGAUAUUUAUAGGUAACGGUACACAGUGUAACUCUGGAUAUUUAUAGGUAACGGUACACUCUGCAUAUUUAUAGGUAAUGGUACACCGUGUAACUCUGUAUAUUUAUAGGUAAUGGUACAAAGUGUAACUCUGGAUAUUUAUAGGUAAUGGUACACAGUGUAACUCUGGAUAUUUAUAGGUAACGGUACACAGUGUAACUCUGGAUAUUUAUAGGUAACGGUACACAGUGUAACUCUGGAUAUUUAUAGGUAACGGUACACAGUGUAACUCUGGAUAUUUAUAGGUAACGGUACACAGUGUAACUCUGGAUAUUUAUAGGUAACGGUACACAGUGUAACUCUGGAUAUUUAUAGGUAAUGGUACACAGUGUAACUCUGUAUAUUUAUAGGUAAUGGUACACAGUGUAACUCUGGAUAUUUAUAGGUAACGGUACACAGUGUAACUCUGGAUAUUUAUAGGUAAUGGUACACAGUGUAACUCUGGAUAUUUACAGGUAAUGGUACACAGUGUAACUCUGGAUAUUUAUAGGUAACGGUACACAGUGUAACUCUGGAUAUUUAUAGGUAACGGUACACAGUGUAACUCUGGAUAUUUAUAGGUAACGGUACACAGUGUAACUCUGGAUAUUUAUAGGUAACGGUACACAGUGUAACUCUGGAUAUUUAUAGGUAACUGUACACAGUGUAACUCUGGAUAUUUAUAGGUAACGGUACACAGUGUAACUCUGGAUAUUUAUAGGUAAUGGUACACAGUGUAACUCUGGAUAUUUAUAGGUAACGGUACACAGUGUAACUCUGGAUAUUUAUAGGUAACGGUACACAGUGUAACUCUGGAUAUUUAUAGGUAACUGUACACAGUGUAACUCUGGAUAUUUAUAGGUAACGGUACACAGUGUAACUCUGGAUAUUUAUAGGUAACUGUACACAGUGUAACUCUGGAUAUAUAUAGGUAACGGUACAGUGUUGCAGUGUGUUACGUUGGUGUUACGAUGAUGUUACAUUGGUGUUAGGUUGAUGUUACAUUGGUGUUGCAGUCGGUAUUACAUUGUUGUUACACUGUUGUUACGUUGGUGUUACGUUGGUGUUGCAGUGUGGGGUUAAGUUGAUGUUACAUUGGUGUUGCAGUGCGGUGUUACAUUGGUGUUACAGUGUGCUAUUACGUUGGUGUUACAUUGUUGUUACGUUGGUGUUACACUGUUGUUAAGUUGGUGUUACAGUGUGUUGUUACGUUGAUGUUACAUUGGUGUCACAGUGUGUUGUUAUGUUGGUGUUACACUGUUGUUACAUUGGUGUUACAUUGUUGUUACAUUGGUGUUACACUGUUAUUACAUUGGUGUUACAGUGUGUUGUUACGUUGAUGUUACAUUGUUGUUACAUUGGUGUCACAGUGUGUUGCUAUGUUGGUGCUACACUGUUGUUACAAUGUGGUUACACUGUUGUUAUAUUGUUGUUACAUUAAAUGUUACAGUUUGGUGUUACGUUGGAUGUUACACAUUGUUGUUACAUUGGUGUCACAGUGUGGUGUUACAUUGUUGUUAUGUUGGAUGUUACACAUUGUUGUUACAUUGGUGUCACAGUGUGGUGUUACAUUGUUGUUAUGUUGGAUGUUACACAUUGUUGUUACAUUGGUUGUUACAUUACUGAGCGCUCACCACUGAAUUCUUUGCUGUAGCGAUACAAGAUUUUGUGAAUACAGCACCACUGUAAUGUCUGCAAUAUCACUAUUAUGGUGCUCAUGCGAAUCAGAGCAAACACAGAAAUAAAAUGUCGCUCAUUAAUAAAUGCUUUGCUACAUGUCUUCCUCUCAGCAACAGACCCCGGAGCGGAGAAUGGGUUGGAGUGUUACAGCCGCUCCUCUCCAGACAGUGCGAGCAGCAUGAAGUGCAGAGGAGAGAUGACCCAGUGCGUGGAUCUGAUCGGUAUGUGAAGAGUUAAUAAAAACACCCCUUACUGCCCUGCUGAGUCUAGUCACUGACUGCCAGGUCUUGAGGUAUUAACAGAUACAAUAAAACAGGCUUAGCACACCCAGAAACUAAGGUGGACAUUUAUAAAAGUGUCACUAACAGGAAAUUGGGGCAGAGUUCUAGAACUUGAGCAAUCACCAUGGAAACGAAUGGUAUGUUUCUGCUGACAUCAUUAGUUUCCAUGGUGAUUGAUCCACAUUAAUAAAAUGCACCCAAAUGCAUAUCAGAGUAAUAAUAUAGAGCAGGUGGAUUACCCAUAUCAUGCAAUGUGACAUAAUGACACAUGGAUGUCCAAACUCUACGCAGUAACUACAAGUCACAUAACUCCACACCUCCCAGGUGUCCGUAUUUAGGAGUGGCAGUCCCUAUUUUGGACCAAAAUCCCUCUGUCACUCCUUUCUAUCCCUUUUUUCUAGGACCUCCACAUCGUUGGUAUGUCUGAGUGUAUAACAGAGCUCCACAGCAAUAAUACUCUCAAUAAUGUGUCUGAGUGUAUAACAGAGCUCCACAGCAAUAAUACCCCCAGUAAUGUGUCUGAGUGUAUACCAGAGCUCCACAGAAAUAAUAACCCCAGUAAAGUGUCUGAGUGUAUACCAGAGCUCCACAGCAAUAAUACCCCCAGUAAAGUGUCUGAGUGUAUAACAGAGCUCCACAGCAAUAAUACCCCCAGUAAUGUGUCUGAGUGUAUAACAGAGCUCCACAGCAAUAAUACCCCCAGUAAUGUGUCUGAGUGUAUAACAGAGCUCCACAGCAAUAAUACCCCCAGUAAUGUGUCUGAGUGUAUAAUAGAGCCCUACAGCAAUAAUACUCUCAAUAAUGUGUCUGAGUGUAUAACAGAGCUCCACAGCACUAAUACUCCCAGUAAUGUAUCUGAGUGUAUAACAGAUCUCCACAGCAAUAAUACUCCCAGUAAUGUGUCUGAGUGGAUAACAGAGCUCCAUAGCACUAAUACUCCCAGUAAUGUAUCUGAGUGUAUAACAGAGCUCCACAGCAAUAAUACUCCCAGUAAUGUGUCUGAGUGUAUAAGAGAGCUCCAUAGCAAUAAUACUCCCAGUAAAGUAUCUGAGUGUAUAACAGAGCUCCACAGCAAUAAUACUCCCAGUAAUGUGUCUGAGUGUAUAACAGAGCUCCACAGCAAUAAUACUCCCAGUAAUGUGUCUGAGUGUAUAACAGAGCCCCACAGCAAUUAUACUCCCAGUAAUGUGUCUGAGUGUAUAACAGAGCCCCGCAGCAAUAAUACUCCCAGUAAUGUGUCUGAGUGUAUAACAGAGCCCCGCAGCAAUAAUACUCCCAGUAAUGUGUCUGAGUGUAUAACAGAGCCCCACAGCAAUAAUACUCUCAAUAAUGUGUCUGAGUGUAUAACAGAGCUCCACAGCAAUAAUACUCCCAGUAAUGUGUCUGAGUGUAUAACAGAGCUCCACAGCAAUAAUACUCCCAGUAAUGUGUCUGAGUGUAUAACAGAGCUCCACAGCAAUAAUACUCCCAAUAAUGUGUCUGAGUGUAUAACAGAGCUCCACAGCAAUAAUACUCCCAGUAAUGUGUCUGAGUGUAUAACAGAGCUCCACAGCAAUAAUACUCCCAGUAAUGUGUCUGAGUGUAUAACAGAGCUCCACAGCAAUAAUACUCCCAGUAAUGUGUCUGAGUGUAUAACAGAGCUCCACAGCAAUAAUACUCCCAGCAAUGUGUCUGACUGUAUAACAGAGCUCCACAGCAAUAAUACUCCCAGUAAUGUGUCUGAGUGUAUAACAGAGCCCACAGCAAUAAUACUCCCAGUAAUGUGUCUGAGUGUAUAACAGAGCUCCACAGCAAUAAUACUCCCAGUAAUGUCUGAGUGUAUAACAGAGCUCCACAGCAAUAAUACUCCAGUAAUGUGUCUGAGUGUAUAACAGAGCCCCACAGUAAUAAUACUCCCAGUAAUGUGUCUGAGUGUAUAAUAGAGCCCCACAGCAAUAAUACUCCCAGUAAUGUGUCUGAGUGUAUAACAGAGCUCCACAGCAAUAAUACUCCCAGCAAUGUGUCUGAGUGUAUAACAGAGCUCCACAGCAAUAAGACUCCCAGUAAUGUGUCUGAGUGUAUAACAGAGCUCCACAGCAAUAAUACUCCCAGUAAUGUGUCUGAGUGUAUAACAGAGCUCCACAGUAAUAAUACUCCCAGUAAUGUAUCUGAGUGUAUAACAGAGCCCCCACAGCAAUAAUACUCCCAGUAAUGUGUCUGAGUGUAUAACAGAGCUCCACGGCAAUAAUACUCCCAGUAAUGUGUCUGAGUGUAUAACAGAGCUCCACAGUAAUAAUACUCCCAGUAAUGUGUCUGAGUGUAUAACAGAGCUCCACAGCAAUAAUACUCCCAGUAAUGUGUCCGAGUGUAUAACAGAGCUCCACAGCAAUAAUACUCCCAGUAAUGUGUCUGAGUGUAUAACAGAGCUCCACAGCAAUAAUACUCCCAGUAAUGUGUCUGAGUGUAUAACAGAGCUCCACAGCAAUAAUACUCCCAGUAAUGUGUCUGAGUGUAUAACAGAGCUCCACAGCACUAAUACUCCCAGUAAUGUGUCUGAGUGUAUAACAGAGCUCCACAGCAAUAAUACUCCCAGUAAUGUGUCUGACUGUAUAACAGAGCUCCACAGCAAUAAUACUCCCAGUAAUGUGUCUGAGUGUAUAACAGAGCUCCACAGCAAUAAUACUCCCAGUAAUGUGUCUGAGUGUAUAACAGAGCUCCACAGCAAUAAUACUCCCAGUAAUGUGUCUGAGUGUAUAACAGAGCUCCACAGCAAUAAUACUCCCAGUAAUGUGUCUGAGUGUAUAACAGAGCCCCACAGUAAUAAUACUCCCAGUAAUGUGUCUGAGUGUAUAACAGAGCCCUGCAGCGAUAAUACUCCCAGUAAUGUAUCUGAGUGUAUAACAGAGCCCCGCAGCAAUAAUACUCCCAGCAAUGUGUCUGACUGUAUAACAGAGCUCCACAGCAAUAAUACUCCCAGUAAUGUAUCUGAGUGUAUGACAGAGCCGCGCAGCAAUAAUACCCCCAGUAAUGUGUCUGAGUGUAUAACAGAGCUCCACAGCAAUAAUACUCCCAGUAAUGUAUCUGAGUGUAUAACAGAGCCCCGCAGCAAUAAUACCCCCAGUAAUGUGUCUGAGUGUAUAACAGAGCCCCACAGCAAUAAUACUCCCAGUAAUAUGUCUGAGUGUAUAACAGAGCUCCACAGCAAUAAUACUCACAGUAAUGUGUCUGAGUGUAUAACAGAGCUCCUCAGCAAUAAUACUCCCAGUAAUGUGUCUGAGUGUAUAACAGAGCUCCACAGCGAUAAUACUCCCAGUAAUGUGUCUGAGUGUAUAACAGAGCUCCACAGCAAUAAUACUCCCAGUAAUGUGUCUGAGUGUAUAACAGAGCUCCACAGCAAUAAUACUCCCAGUAAUAUGUCUGAGUGUAUAACAGAGCUCCACAGCAAUAAUACUCCCAGUAAUGUGUCUGAGUGUAUAACAGAGCUCCACAGCAAUAAUACUCCCAGUAAUGUGUCUGAGUGUAUAACAGAGCUCCACAACAAUAAUACUCCCAGUAAUGUGUCUGAGUGUAUAACAGAGCUCCACAGCAAUAAUACUCCCAGUAAUGUGUCUGAGUGUAUAACAGAGCUCCACAGCAAUAAUACUCCCAGUAAUGUGUCUGAGUGUAUAACAGAGCUCCACAGCAAUAAUACUCCCAGUAAUGUGUCUGAGUGUAUAACAGAGCUCCACAGCAAUAAUACUCCCAGUAAUGUGUCUGAGUGUAUAACAGAGCUCCACAGCAAUAAUACUCCCAGUAAUGUGUCUGAGUGUAUAACAGAGCUCCACAGCAAUAAUACUCCCAGUAAUGUGUCUGAGUGUAUAACAGAGCUCCACAGCAAUAAUACUCCCAGUAAUGUGUCUGAGUGUAUAACAGAGCUCCACAGCAAUAAUACUCCCAGUAAUGUGUCUGAGUGUAUAACAGAGCUCCACAGCAAUAAUACUCCCAGUAAUGUGUCUGAGUGUAUAACAGAGCUCCACAGCAAUAAUACUCCCAGUAAUGUGUCUGAGUGUAUAACAGAGCUCCACAGCAAUAAUACUCCCAGUAAUAUGUCUGAGUGUAUAACAGAGCUCCACAGCAAUAAUACUCCCAGUAAUGUGUCUGAGUGUAUAACAGAGCUCCACAGCAAUAAUACUCCCAGUAAUGUGUCUGAGUGUAUAACAGAGCUCCACAACAAUAAUACUCCCAGUAAUGUGUCUGAGUGUAUAACAGAGCCCCGCAGCGAUAAUACUCCCAGUAAUGUGUCUGAGUGUAUAACAGAGCCCUGCAGCGAUAAUACUCCCAGUAAUGUGUCUGAGUGUAUAACAGAGCUCCACAGUAAUAAUACUCCCAGUAAUGUGUCUGAGUGUAUAACAGAGCCCCGCAGCAAUAAUACUCCCAGUAAUGUGUCUGAGUGUAUAACAGAGCUCCUCAGCAAUAAUACUCCCAGUAAUGUGUCUGAGUGUAUAACAGAGCCCCGCAGCGAUAAUACUCCCAGUAAUGUGUCUUUAAACUAGAAUGCACGUGUUUAGAAACCAGUCUGUGUAAAUAUGAUACAUUGUUCUUGUUCUAAAGUACAUUUUAAUUGCAUAACAUUUUAUUAUUAGGUCAUCAAAAACCUCUCAGAACAGCCUCACCCUGAUCACACCCCCAGUCACAACCCUAAAAUGAAAUGAUUCCACUCUGUUUGAUAUGUUCGUAGGUGGGCAGCCCAGACCAACUGAUGUGGGAGAGCCCCCUGGAAGUCUCUUUAUCAUUCACCCUUUAUGUAUGAUCAAGCUAAACCAUAAUGGUGGCAGCAAUGCAUAGCAGUGCAGUGUAUAUUGCAGAUAGACGUGUGUGAUUAUAAUGGAAUGCUCCACUAUAUACUAUAACAGACUGUAAGCUCGUUAGACUAACCAUUGAGAUCUAGAAAGAGAUUCAAAUUAUGAUCACAGUUCAGCUCAUCAUUUCUGCUCUAAAGUGCAAGUAGUUCACCUAGGUUAACAGAUCCAUCAUUACUUGUUUGUUUCUCCCACUUCUCCCUAUUUAUUAAUGUUAGUGGCGAAAACAGGCAUUGUUUUAACAUAGGUCUCUUGGAGAAGUGCUCCACUUUCCACUUAGAACUGUUGGAUCUCAAGGUGUUGCCGAACUGUCUGAUUUACCCUUCUUCUCUCCAGGUGACUCGAACGACAAUGUUGUGAUGAGUGGAUGUGCGACAGAGACAUUCUGCCAAGGCUUGUACCCAAGAUUUAAGAUUCCAGGAUGGUCACGGACAGUGUGCUGUGCCAAAUCACUGUGUAACCAUGGCAAUAACACAGCUCACCACAUAUAAUUGACACAGAACUUGAUCAGGUAGUGGCACAACUGUGUUGCGGUUGGACCUGACAUUCUCAGACAAAUGUUCCUAAGAUGUGGAAGCACUUAAAAGAAAAUACUUAUUUUUAUUCUUGCAUUUUUAUUUUUUAUUUCUAUGGUUUUUUUUUUCUCUCAAAAUUUCCAAAAAACGUGCAAUUCAUAUUGAAAGAUUCUGGGCAAAAUGUAAAUAAAAAUACAAUUUCUAACAC
This is a messenger RNA of Pelobates cultripes (western spadefoot toad), 17080 nucleotides long. The record is from the annotation of a GenBank genome assembly. NCBI's taxonomy places the organism in Eukaryota, Metazoa, Chordata, Amphibia, Anura, Pelobatidae.